UCUCUGUCGCCCUGGAGAGGGAGGGAUUAUUCCCAUUGUGGGAGAAUAAAAGCGGAAGGGCUGUUCAGUCGGGUCGCAAAUCCUUCCCGUCCCCUAAGUACUGUGAAUUUUUAGAAGCUUGUAUUAAGUCCAUUUCCUGACGUGUAAAUGGACAUAAUACCAUCUGCCAGAGAUACUGUGAUGCUUACGUGCAUCCAAGUGUGUGCAAUAGCUGGGUGAACCAUAAACAUGCCAGUGUUUGGUUAUUAUUAGUUGUUCAGACGUCUGCUUCUGCUGCAGUAUUUUUACCCCGAUGGACGAGGGGCGGUUUCUGAUAUUGACCCUUCCGACGGGCUUGAAGUAGGUGCACACUCAAGAUGAGGACUGUGCGCCUGGUAUUGUCUCCACGGGUCUGUAUCUUGUAAGGGUUACAUGGUGGGAAAUACUGAAGGCAUUUAGCUGAGAGUGGAGAAUGAACAGGAGGCUAUUACCAACUAAUUGUCUUUUAUAAUAACUGCAGUGUUUGAAAACAUGGAAUAAUGGAUAUUUACCUUUAAGAAUUUGCAUAAAAGAAUAAAUACCAGGGGGAAGAGAGACGGAUUUGUAAACCCCGGAGCGAGGUUCUGCCUACUCGAUGCCGCUGCUAUGCAGCGGGGGAAGCCACCGUCACCAUGUCUGACCAGGAGGCAAAACCUUCAACCGAGGACUUGGGGGAUAAGAAGGAAGGAGAAUAUAUUAAACUCAAAGUUAUUGGACAGGAUAGCAGUGAGAUUCACUUCAAAGUGAAAAUGACACAUCUCAAGAAACUUAAGCAAUCGUACUGUCAAAGACAGGGAGUUCCCAUAAAUUCACUCAGGUUUCUCUUUGAAGGUCAGAGAGUUGCUGAUAAUCACACUCCAAAAGAACUGGGAAUGGAGGAAGAAGAUGUGAUUGAAGUUUAUCAGGAACAAACGGGGUCAUUCAACGGUUUAGAUAAUCUUUUUAUUUUUUUUUCUUUUCCCUUAAUCUUUUUUUAUUUUUGA
Messenger RNA from Hippopotamus amphibius kiboko, 1001 nucleotides. RefSeq names its product small ubiquitin-related modifier 1-like. NCBI's taxonomy places the organism in Eukaryota, Metazoa, Chordata, Mammalia, Artiodactyla, Hippopotamidae. Gene Ontology annotation, cellular component: PML body; nucleus. Gene Ontology annotation, biological process: protein sumoylation. Bases 651 to 1001 code for a protein of 116 amino acids. Gene Ontology annotation, molecular function: protein tag activity; ubiquitin-like protein ligase binding. The transcript has a single exon. The record is from RefSeq and is a predicted model, not a curated record.